This is a messenger RNA of Andrographis paniculata, 2024 nucleotides long. RefSeq names its product succinate-semialdehyde dehydrogenase, mitochondrial-like. The coding region runs from base 126 to 1724 and encodes 532 amino acids. Gene Ontology annotation, biological process: GABA catabolic process. The record is from RefSeq and is a predicted model, not a curated record. The transcript is spliced from 19 exons. Gene Ontology annotation, molecular function: succinate-semialdehyde dehydrogenase (NAD+) activity. NCBI's taxonomy places the organism in Eukaryota, Viridiplantae, Streptophyta, Magnoliopsida, Lamiales, Acanthaceae.
AUGUGUUUAGCAGUAUUCGGCGAAGGACAACGCAGCCGAGCGUGGCGGAGUUUGGGCGGAAGAAGAUUCGAUAAAAUCCCAGCAGCAGAAGGUUCGGGGUGGAAGGCUGGACACUUGCGAGGUCCAUGGGGUUGGGAGGUAUAGGCAUUGCGUUUCGUCGCUGCUCACCUAGCUUUUUGUCUAUGCGCUUCGGUGCCUGCCAUCAACCGCGCUUUACAUCUGCCGUAAUGUUUAGUCACCAGAUGAGCACAAAUGCCGAAAGUGUUGCUGCACGUCUAAACAGUGCAGGAUUCAUUAGGAGUCAGGGAUUCAUAGGAGGGAAAUGGACUGAUGCCUAUGAUGGGAAGACCAUUGAGGUUUGCAAUCCUGCAACAGGUGGGGUCAUAACAAAUGUUUCAUGCAUGGGUGGAAGGGAGACAAAUGAUGCAAUUGCUUCAGCACAUGAGACAUUUUUAUCUUGGAGCAAGCUCACUGCUGCUGAAAGAAGCAAGCGUCUAAGAAAAUGGUAUGAAUUGAUAAUGGAUCACAAAGAUGAGCUUGGGCAACUUAUGACAUUAGAGCAAGGAAAACCUUUGAAAGAAGCUAUUGGUGAGGUUAGUUAUGGUGCGAGCUUCAUAGAAUUCUAUGCUGAAGAGGCUAAAAGAGUUUAUGGUGACAUAAUUCCAGCAGCAAUGUCAGAUCGCCGGCUGUUUGUUUUGAAGCAGCCAGUUGGUGUUGUAGGUGCAAUCACACCCUGGAAUUUUCCCUUGGCUAUGAUUACCCGGAAGGUUGCCCCUGCCCUUGCUUGUGGAUGCACUGUUGUUGUAAAACCCUCUGAACUAACUCCCCUGACUGCAUUAGCAGCAGCUGAACUCUCCAUUCAAGCUGGGAUUCCACCGGGUGCUGUGAAUGUCGUAAUGGGAAAUGCAUCUGAUAUUGGCGACGCAUUACUUGCAAGUCCCCAGGUGAGGAAGAUCACAUUCACAGGAUCAACAGCUGUUGGGAAAAAGUUGAUGGCAGGUGCCGCGGGGACUGUGAAAAAGGUGUCCCUUGAACUUGGUGGCAAUGCACCUUGCAUAAUUUUUGAUGACGCAGACCUUGACGUUGCUCUGAAAGGAACUCUAGCAACUAAGUUCCGAAACAGUGGCCAAACUUGUGUUUGUGCAAAUAGGGUACUUGUGCAGGAAGGGAUUUAUGACAAGUUUGCUAGUGCUUUCUCUAAAGCGGUUGAGGAUAUGAAAGUUGGGGAUGGUUUUGGGGAAGGUGUGGGGCAGGGACCUCUGAUUAAUGAUGCCGCUGUGCGCAAGGUUGAAUCUUUUGUGGAAGAUGCUAUAUCUAAGGGGGCUAAAGUCCUUAUUGGUGGCAAGAAACAUAGUCUUGGAAUGACAUUUUAUGAGCCCACUGUGAUCGCAGAUGUCAAAAGUGAGAUGCUUUUAUCAAGGGAGGAAGUAUUUGGGCCAGUUGCACCUCUUCUGAAAUUUAAGACCGAGGAAGAUGCUAUCCGCAUGGCCAACGACACCAAUGCAGGUUUGGCUGCUUACAUCUUCACAUCAAGCAUCCAACGUUCGUGGCGUGUCUCUGAAGCCCUUGAAUAUGGGCUAGUUGGAGUAAAUGAAGGAAUAAUUUCUACUGAGGUUGCUCCAUUUGGUGGCAUGAAACAAUCUGGUCUUGGCCGUGAAGGAUCAAAGUAUGGCAUGGACGAAUAUCUUGAAAUCAAGUAUGUGUGUUUGGGAAACAUGAACUAAGCUGCAGUUUUGGGUUUGAAAUCCUUGCCCCUCCGGUCGGUUGGUAGUUUGCUUCUUCAAAUGUGCCCCAUGGCUAUAUAGUGAAAAAGAAAAAACAGGUUGUUUGUUGCUACAAUCAAAAUAUGGGUAGAGCCAGGCAGCCAUGUAUGGUAUGGUGGUACACAAGUCUCAAAAACUCCAGGCUCCAUGGCUAUCUAAAUAAGAGCCUGUUUGUUCUGUUCCUUGAAGACAAAUGUUCUUUACCCUUGUUUUUAUCUUCUGAAUUUUGAAUUAAAGUGAGAGUCCCCUUCAACUUUUAUA